AUGUUCCGGUUGCUUCUGCUGGGCAUAGUCAUGGUGCUCUUCAUGGAUGAGGGAGACAGAGUUCUGACACAGAAAUGGGUUCGAUAUUGCAAUGAAUGUAAACACUUUGAUGGAUACAAAUGCGUGGGUGGCAUGAAAAAAUGCUGGAAGUUUGAUAUAUAUCGUCACAACAGGAGUUGUUCCACAGAGAAUUUUUACGCUAGUGAUCGUUUAACAGGGCGAUACCUGUUUCGUUACACAAAACUAUCUUGUAAGCCCUGUGAGGAGGGAAUGUUCCAAUUAUUCCAUGACCUCCUGAGAGAAACAUUUUGCUGCACUGAUAAAAACAGGUGUAAUAAUGGCUACAAUAAUUUAGAUAUUACAAGGUUACAUGGAUUAGAGCAUGAAGAUGAAUUGAUGAGUGCUGGUUCAGAAAAAGAUGAAGAUUAA
Nycticebus coucang (slow loris) is the source of this 429-nucleotide messenger RNA. RefSeq names its product prostate and testis expressed protein 13-like. The record is from RefSeq and is a predicted model, not a curated record. The transcript is spliced from 4 exons. Lineage: Eukaryota; Metazoa; Chordata; Mammalia; Primates; Lorisidae. The coding region runs from base 1 to 429 and encodes 142 amino acids.